AUGGCGCUCGAGCAGUCCCUCUUCCUCGACAGCGCGAUCCGCGACUGGGUGCUCAUCCCCAUCCUGGUGGUCAUGAUACUCGUCGGCGUGCUGCGACACAACGUCAUCUCGCUCCUCAACUCGCCACCCAAGAGCAUCGCCGCCCCCGCGCUGCGUGAACAACGAGUGAUGGCGCGAUCGAGUGCGCUGCGACAGAACUACUUUCAGCUGCCACCAUCGUCGUUCCAGUCGCGCAAGGCGUUCCUCACCGAGGCGCUCUCCAACGGCUCCUACCUGCAGCCCAAGGACAAGGAGGAGAAGGAAGGGCCCAAAAACCCGUUUGAGCCCGCGGGCGGUAUGGACGGCAUGAUGGACGGCAUGAAGAAGCAGAUGGUCAUGAUGAUCCCACAGACCCUCAUCAUGGGCUGGAUCAACUUUUUCUUCUCCGGCUUUGUUCUGCUCAAGCUGCCCUUCCCUCUGACGCUGCGGUUCAAGGUGAUGCUGCAGAGGGGCAUCGAGACGCCCGACCUCGACGUCACCUGGGUUUCGUCGCUCAGCUGGUACUUUCUCACGCUCUUCGGUCUCAACGCCGUCUACCGCCUCGUGCUCGGCGACGACAAUGCUGCUGACGGCACGCGCGACAUGGCUGCCAUGUCGGGUGCCGCGGCGCCGAUGCAGGGCAUGAUGAACCCCACCGCUCCCGGUCAGGCACCCGACUUUGAGAAGCUGCAUCUGGCCGAGCGCGACAACCUCGAGCUGGUGGGCCUCGAAGACUCCAAGACGCGCUGGAUCGGCGACGGCAUCGAAGACCGCGUCCUCGCUCUCUACGCCUAG
This is a messenger RNA of Moesziomyces aphidis, 813 nucleotides long. NCBI's taxonomy places the organism in Eukaryota, Fungi, Basidiomycota, Ustilaginomycetes, Ustilaginales, Ustilaginaceae. The record is from the annotation of a GenBank genome assembly.